This is a messenger RNA of Elephantulus edwardii (Cape elephant shrew), 2469 nucleotides long. It is a transcript of the gene MTRR, whose product is annotated as 5-methyltetrahydrofolate-homocysteine methyltransferase reductase. Gene Ontology annotation, cellular component: cytosol. Bases 1 to 2469 code for a protein of 822 amino acids. Lineage: Eukaryota; Metazoa; Chordata; Mammalia; Macroscelidea; Macroscelididae. The record is from RefSeq and is a predicted model, not a curated record. The transcript has 16 exons. Gene Ontology annotation, biological process: homocysteine metabolic process. Gene Ontology annotation, molecular function: FMN binding; flavin adenine dinucleotide binding; [methionine synthase] reductase (NADPH) activity.
AUGCGCCCCGCGGAAGGCAGCCACUUGCCUGGCAUUUCUGGCCCCGGGACGCAUGAAUGGGGUUUUUGUCGGGCAGGUGAGAUCCGACGGCGGGCAGGUGAGAUCCGACGGCGGGCAGGUGAGAUCCGACGGCGGGCAGGUGAGAUCCGACGGCGGGCAGGUGAGAUCCGACGGCGGGCAGGUGAGAUCCGACGGCGGGCAGGUGAGAUCCGACGGCGGGCAGGGCUUUCGGGGCUGGGACGUUGCGAGCAGGCCACCUGGUCUUCCUUCCACGUCAGUCUGGUGGCCGAUUCUGGCCGCCUGCCUUUGGAGUGGCAGCCGAGUGCUGACCCCUGGCACCCUCAGACCUGUCCCAGCCUCAGCAUGUGCCUCAGCGGGACGAGGAGGUUCCUGUUGCUGUACGCGACACAGCAGGGGCAGGCGAAGGCCAUCGCGGAGGAGAUAAGGGAGCAGGCGGCCGCCCGGGGCUUCUCCGCGGACAUGCACUGCAUGAGCGAGUUGGACAAGUAUGAUCUCAAAACCGAAACGGCCCCUCUUGUGGUGGUGGUCUCCACCACAGGCACCGGAGAGCCCCCAGACACGGCCCGCACCCUCGUUCAGAAGCUCCAGGACCGGGCGCUACCGGCCGACUGGCUCUGCCACCUGCACUACGGGCUGCUGGGUCUGGGCAACACCGAGUACAUGUACUUCUGUAAUGGGGGGAAGAUCCUCGACCGGCGACUGCAGGAGCUGGGCGCCCGCCGUUUCUACGACACAGGCCACGCUGACGAUUGUGUGGGUCUGGAGCUGGUGGUUGAGCCGUGGAUUGAUGGGCUCUGGGCCGCCCUCACCAAGCACUUCACGACUAGUCGAGGGAAAAAAGACUCGAGUGAGGCCCCCGCGGCCGCUCCCGGCGCCCCGAAGUCUGAGCCCCAGCAGCUGGCCUCUCUGCCCGUCCACUCCCAGAUCGCCCUUCUGCGCCUGGACACAGGCCCCCAAGUGGAUGCUGGGGCCUCGGAGGGAGACACGGCGGACGGACGGCGCAGCGACCCCCUGAUUGAGGAGAUGGAACCGUCCCUCACCCGCUCGGCACCCCCUCUCUCGGAGGCCUCGCUCAGCGUCCCCGCUCUGCCCCCUGAGUCCCUGCAGGUGACGCUGCAGGAGGCCCUGGGCCAGGAGGAGAGCCAGGUCCCUGUGACCUCGGCGGGUCCUGUCUUCCAUGUCCCGAUCUCUAAGGCGGUGCAGCUUACGGCCAACGACGCAGUCAAAACCGCCCUGCUGCUGGAGCUGGACAUUUCGAAAACGGCCUUUUCCUAUCAGCCUGGGGACGCCUUCCACGUGCUCUGCCCCAACAGCGACGCCGAGGUCCGCGGCCUGCUGCAGAGGCUGCAUCUGGAGGACAAGAGCCAGCACUGCAUCCUGCUGGAAGUCGUGGGGGACACGCGCAGGAGAGGAGCGGCGCUGCCCCAGCACCUACCCCAGAACUGCCCCCUCCACGCCAUCCUCACCUGGUGCCUGGAAAUACGAGCAACCCCAAAAAAGGCCUUCCUGCGCGCCCUGGCUGAGUGGACGAGCGACGCGGCCGAGCGGCGGAGGCUGCUGGAGCUGAGCAGCAAGCAGGGGGCCGCCGACUACGGCCGCUUCGUGCGGGACGCCCGCCUGGGCCUGCUGGACCUCCUGCUGGCCUUCCCCACCUGCCGGCCUCCACUGCGACUGCUGCUCGAACAUCUCCCCCGGCUCCAGCCCAGACCGUACUCGUGCGCCAGCUCCAGCCUCUCUCACCCGGGGAAGCUGCACUUUGUGUUCAACAUUGUGGAGUUUCUGUCGCCCAUCCCGGCGGUAGCCCGACGGCGGGGCGUGUGCACGGGCUGGCUGGCCACGCUGGCGGCCACACUCCUUCAGCCAGAUGCCCUUGGGCCAGCUGCGGACGGCGGGCAUGGCCCAGCUCCCCAGAUCUCCAUCUCUCCUCGACCCAUAAACCCCUUCCGCUUCCCAGAAGACCCCUUAAUCCCGGUGGUCAUGGUGGGCCCGGGCACCGGCGUGGCCCCCUUCAUCGGCUUCCUGCACCACAGGGAGAAACUCCAGGAGCAGCGCCCGGGGGUGAACUUUGGGGCGACGUGGCUGUUUUUUGGCUGCAGACAUCGGGACCGGGACUACCUGUUCAGGGAGGAGCUCCAGCACUUCCUGCAGCAGGGGGUCCUGACCCACCUGAAGGUGUCCUUCUCGCGGGAGCCGGUGGGCGAGGACACAGCUGCGCCCAGGUACGUGCAGGACAAUCUGCGGCUCCACGCCGGCCAGGUGGCCCAGGUCCUGCUCCACGGGAACGGCUCGCUGUACGUGUGCGGAGAUGCUAAGAACAUGGCCAAGGAUGUGAGCGAGGCCCUGGUGGACAUGGUGAGUGCUGAGGCCGGGCUGCAGAGGCUGGAGGCGCUGCGGACGCUGGCCGCCUGGAAGGAGGAGGGCCGCUACCUCCAGGACGUGUGGUCAUAG